Bursaphelenchus xylophilus (pine wood nematode) is the source of this 3233-nucleotide messenger RNA. NCBI's taxonomy places the organism in Eukaryota, Metazoa, Nematoda, Chromadorea, Rhabditida, Aphelenchoididae. The record is from the annotation of a GenBank genome assembly.
AUGCCACACCGCAUUUUACAGCGAGCAGCGACGGACCAAGAGAUUGAGGCGUGCAAUGCUUUGAGGCAGUUGUUGCCUCAAGUCGCGCAUUAUUCCACCUCCACUCUGCUCAGAUGGCUUCGCUCCAAGGAUGGGAAAUUCGAUGAGACCGCCGAGGGUUUGAAGAAGAACGCCGUCUUCCGAAAGGCCUGGGAUCUGGACCGAAUCGAGCGAUGGACCGCACCUGAGGUGGGUAUUUUGUAACCGAAUUUUUUACCUCGUGCUUUAAAGUUCCCCUCCUUUUAUUGAUACCAGUCUGUCGGGAAAAUAAUAAGCAAAAUGUCGCUUCGCCGAUCGCUGAAUUAAAAGCAAUUUGAUUUUGCCGCGACACAAUUCAUUUUCUUGGCGGAGACGUGAUUUUCGAUGCAACAGAGUGCUCAUUAUUUUCCCGACAGACUGAUAUUACCAUUUUCAUAAAGUGCAUAGACAUUUAUUGUAUUUUUUCGCUGUCCGCACCGUGCACAAUAAGCUCCCCAUUUUGCACCGUGCAGUUCUCCUUUUUUUAGUUUCGCACUGUGCAUCAGAAAUAUCGUCGCGACGCAAAAUUUCUUAAGCGUCGCCGCGGUUUCACCGUAGAAUUUGCACAGUGCAAACGGCUUUUUAUGUGGUUUGUACUGUGCGAAAAGUUCAAAAUGCACUGUGCGUCGGCGACAAGCGCGGGAAAAAGUUCAAAAUGCACUGUGCGAAACAGAACAAAUGUCCAUGCACUUUAUGAAAAUAUUAGUAAUCAUUUGAAAGCCAUUUUUGUAUACAACUCUUUCCUUUUUUGAAGUGACAUCAACCCUUUUACAGCGAACCCACGGUUACAACGCCAUUCACUAAAGACUCCAACUUUUCGGGGGGAACGUUAAACCGUUCUUUAAUUUUCGUGGUCAGUCAUAAAAAGAAGCUUUCGCAGCGAAACCGGUUCUCCAAAAUGGUUGGAAAACCCUUACAAAACAAAAACAUCGAAAAUUUUUGGACAGUAUAAACAACAUAAAAAUUGUAAAACCACAAAUAAAAAAUAUUGAAAAGAUCCCCGUAUUUUACCCCAAAUCCUUUUGCAGAUUCUCGAGAAAUACUGCGGAUAUGGCUUUUUGUCGGACCGCGAAGGCAACCCGAUUCUCAUGUCCUUGUUGGGGAAUAUGGAUGUGGAAGGAAUGCUGAGGUCGGUGGAAAGCAAGGACUAUAUCAAAUUCUCAUUGGCUGCUAUUGAAAAAGGAAUCGAGCUUUGUCAGGAGCGCGCUAAACAGGUACAGCAAUAAUAUCGUUAUAAAAGUCAUCGUAUUUUAACCCAUUUUUCGUUACGUUUAUCUCCGCCUGUAGGGAAAAUAAUGUGGAUUCGCCGCGCCUUGGAGAAAUCCACAUUAUUUUCCCGACAGACUGAUAGCAGCCGUUAAAAGUUCUAGUUGACAAAAACGUAAAAAAAACAUAACGACUGUCUAUUUAUCAGUGAGACGCCCAAUUUGGUGCCAAAAGUAUCGCAAAGAUCCAAAAGAAUAUUGUCGCUUCCAAGGGGAGAAGAUGCGUCUUUCUUCUGUCCUCAAAAGCGACAAUAUUCUUUCGGCCUCUGCGUCUACUUUUGGCACCAAAUUCUGGCUCUUCAUGAUACUCUUUUCGACCUUUUUAUCGACUGGAAUAAUCCUCUCGAUAUCCGAUAAAUCAUUUUUCAACAUCUACUUUCCAGACCAACCGCCCAUUCGAGCAGAUGAUGCUGGUAUUCGAUUUGGACCACAUCACCUCAGCCCACUACAGUUCCAAGCAGUUUGCCAGUUCGUUUACCACCCUUGUCCUCCUUUUCCAAGACCACUACCCGCUGGUUCUGCGGAAAAUCCUGAUCAUUCGCGCCCCGGAAAUGGCGAGAAUCGCGUUCAAUUCGAUGACACCGUUUUUGUCGGAAAGUAUUCAGAAUUUGAUAGAAAUGCCUUCGGAAGAGUCUUGGCAACAAGCUUUAAACCAAUACGUAGAUUUGGAUGCUUGGCCAGUGCAUUGGGGAGGACGAAUGUGCGAUGAAAAUGGGGACCCAAAGUAAGUUUAGGGACCUUUUUCAAAAACAGUGGGCGACCUGAUCCAGUGGCAAAAACCGUAUCUUUUUGCAUAUUGAAGUAUCAAAAAUGUGGCAAAAUGCUUCCCUCUCCAAGUGAAAAAACUUCGUUUUAAAGGGCCGCCUUUCAAAUCGGAGUUUUUUCGCUUGGAGAGGGAAGUUUUUGCCAUAUUUUUGAAAAUUCCCGGAUGCAAAACGGGACGUUUUUUGCCACUGCAUCAGGUCCAAAGACUGUACACCUCGUCAUUUACUAUUUACGGGCCGAUCUUUAUCAGACCAGCCACGGUUCCUUCCGGCCUUCCCCUAUGACCUUUUCCAACAAUUUUCCAUCAUUUCAGAUGCCCAUCAAAGAUCCGCUACGGUCUGGGCCCGGUGCCCGACACCUACUACGUCGACAAAAACAACGCCAUGCCCGAUUACGAUCAGCUGACCACCGUAUAUGCGGGCGACAAACAUCUGAUCGAACUCAAGGUCAAAGCGGGCACACGGAUCAGGUGAGAAAAAUGGGAAAGUAUCAAAAAAACUUCAAAAAAUCCAAAAAUCAACAAAAUUUCGGCUGACACUGCAAAAAACAUUACAAUAUUUUACAAGUUCUGCAAUGUAUAGUCUUACUGAACAGAUGAAACGUUAGUGAGAUGAAAUUAUGGUAUCAGACAGCCGGUUCCGACCAUUUUUAGUCAAAAGUCACCUCAAAGUGCCUAUUAUAAUAUAAAUUUUCUCUCAAUUUCAGCUGGCAAUACAUGACGGACGAAGACGACAUUGGAUUUGCAAUCUACUUUGACCAAACCGGAACCGCAAACUGCCUGACCGAGAUGGAAACAGUCUAUCCUUACAUCCGACUCGAAUGUUCUCAAGUCCCAAUUUCUGGCACAUUUUUGUGCGAACAAUCCGGUCGAUGUAAGUCUACAGUCUAUUAUAAGCCCUCUACUGCUCAAAACAAGCCAUCAAAUUCAAUUUACUUCCUUUUCGAAACAAAAAUUAUAUUACACUACAGAAAUCCCAAAAUUUAACCGCAAAUUUUUCAGUUAUCAUUGAAUUCGACAACUACUACAGCUGGUUCGCCGCCAAGAUGUUGCGCUACAACAUCGACAUCGACGAGCCCAAAACGAGUAAGGUCUCGGUGACCAAAACACCAAACUCCUCUAAUAACACGGUUUCCAUGUCCACUUAA